AUGAGUGACAGUUAUAAUCGCGAUUAUACUAACAGAAGGAGACGUAGCGACAGUGGAAGUGGUGGCGGAGGUGGAAGUAACAGUGGAGGCGGUGGAGGUAGCACUAGAGGUGCUGGUAGUACCAGCGGGGGUGGCGGAGGAAGCCGCCGAGGAUUUGGAGGUGGUGGCGGCGGUGGAGGAGGUGGCGGAGGAGGAGGAGGAGGAGGUGGUGGAAGUUACAGAGGUUAUGGAAAUCGCAAAUAUGGAAGUGAUAGUAGAGAUAGACGUAAUGGUGGUGGAUAUCAACGUAAAGAAUGGAGUAAUUCUUAUCGCGAUAGUCGUGGAAGAGAUGGUUCACGUAGUAAUGGUUCUUAUCAUGGGAACUAUGAUCGACAGAGCACAACUGUCAUGCAUAUUCAGCAACAGCAUGUUGGUAAAAUUAUAGGACGUGGUGGUUCUAAUAUUAAAGAUCUUCAAGCUCAGAGUAAUGCUCGCAUUAAUAUUGAUAAAUCUGGGUACAGAGAUGGCAUUCCUGUAACAAUAACAGGAUCUCCGGAGGCUCGACAAAAAGCUAAACAUCUCAUUGAAGAUGUUAUUAAUGAUAGAUCUUCAUACGGCUCUGGAAAUGAUCGUGGGUCAUCUUACAGUUCAAGACGAAGUGAUCGAGGGCCUUAUUAA
Messenger RNA from Cotesia congregata, 657 nucleotides. Lineage: Eukaryota; Metazoa; Arthropoda; Insecta; Hymenoptera; Braconidae. The record is from the annotation of a GenBank genome assembly.